Molecule: messenger RNA, 5657 nt
Organism: Hemicordylus capensis (graceful crag lizard)
Lineage: Eukaryota; Metazoa; Chordata; Lepidosauria; Squamata; Cordylidae
Gene: DCAF1
Product: DDB1 and CUL4 associated factor 1
Exons: 24
Coding region: 240-4724 (1494 amino acids)
Biological process (GO): protein ubiquitination
Cellular component (GO): nucleus; Cul4-RING E3 ubiquitin ligase complex
Molecular function (GO): histone H2AT120 kinase activity; nuclear estrogen receptor binding
Source: RefSeq, a predicted model, not a curated record
GCUGAACUACAUUUCCCCGUGGCCUGAGCGCGCCCCGUUUCGCCCCUAAUAAGUGUGUGUGUCGAUGAGCGCGUGGGGGGUGGCGGAGCUCUAGCGCGGUGACGAGGAAAGUGUGUGCCCGCCAUAGUGAUAGCAGCCGCCGGGCCGCGGUGCGUGUGUGCACGGGGCCGGGAAGAGGCCGAGAGGAGGACGGCGGCGGCGGCAGGGACUCCGCACGGGAACACCGGCCAGAGUGAGUCAUGACUUCAUGUUCUGAGUAUGUGGAUUCCAAGGCUGAGCUUACUGCUUUGCUGGAACAGUGGGAAAAAGAACAUGGCAGUGGACAAGACAUGGUUCCUAUCCUUACUCGCAUGUCGGAAUUGAUUGAGAAGGAGACAGAAGAGUACCGUAAGCGAGAUCCAGAUCCAUUUGAUGAUAGACAUCCUGGUCGAGCAGAUCCAAAAUGUAUGCUUGGCCACUUGCUGAGAACACUUUUCAAGAAUGAUGAUUUCAUGAAUGCGCUGGUGAAUGCUUACGUGAUGACCAGCAGAGAGCCACCGCUGAAUACUGCUGCCUGCCGACUCCUUUUGGACAUCAUGCCUGGGCUGGAAACUGCAGUUGUCUUUCAGGAAAAGGAAGGAAUAGUCGAGAAUCUCUUCAAGUGGGCAAGGGAGGCAGAUCAGCCUUUGAGAACAUAUGCAACUGGAUUGCUAGGAGGUGCCAUGGAGAAUCAAGAUAUUGCUGCCAACUACAGAGAUGAGAAUUCUCAAUUGGUGGCAUUUGUGCUUCAGCGCCUACGGGAGCUUCAAGUCAAUGAAAUAAAUACGAAACAGGAAAACAAGCGGCCCAGUCCUCGAAAAGUGCCAUCAGACCCUUUGUUGCCUUUAGAUGAAGAGGCUGUGGACAUGGAUUAUGGAGAGAUGGCUGUGGAUGGCGAGCAGGAGGAAGUUACAGGGGACAUGGAAAUCUCAUUUAAUCUUGAUUCAAAUCACAAGACUAGUAGUAGGGUGAACUCUGCCAUUAAAAAACCAGAGAAGCAGCAUGAAAGAGAGAAUUUUCGUAAAGCAAAACAAAAACUUGGUUUCUCUUUGGACCCAGAAAAGAUGUUUGUUGAACUGUCUAAUAGCAGCUGGUCAGAGAUGUCUCCGUGGGUGAUUGGCACAAACUAUAGUUUAUAUCCUUUGACCCCUGCUAUAGAGCAAAGACUAAUUCUGCAGUACUUAACUCCCCUAGGGGAGUACCAAGAGUUGCUGCCCAUCUUCAUGCAACUUGGAUCAAGAGAGCUGAUGAUGAUCUAUAUUGAUUUGAAGAGGACCAAUGAUGUGCUGCUCACUUUUGAAGCCCUAAAGCACUUGGCAUCACUGCUGCUCCACAACAAGUUUGCAACAGAGUUUGUUGCUCAUGGGGGUGUACAGAAGCUGCUGGAGAUCCCUCGUCCUUCCAUGGCAGCUACAGGUGUCUCUAUGUGCUUAUAUUAUUUGUCUUACAAUCAGGAUGCCAUGGAAAGGGUGUGCAUGCACCCCCACAACGUGCUAUCGGAUGUUGUGAACUAUACCUUGUGGUUGAUGGAGUGCUCUCAUGCCUCGGGCUGCUGCCAUGCUACCAUGUUCUUCUCUAUUUGUUUCUCAUUCCGUGCAGUCUUGGAGCUCUUUGAUAGGCAUGAUGGCUUAAGACGCCUAGUUAACUUGAUCAGCACUCUGGACAUCUUAAACCUGGCAAAUCAGGGUGCACUGAUGAGCGAUGAUGAGAUCUUUGCCAGCCGCCAAACAGGGAAACAUACCUGCAUGGCCAUGCGCAGAUAUUUUGAGGCACAUCUUGCCAUCAAAGUGGAACAGGUGAAACAGUCACUUCAGCGCACAGAAGGUGGGAUUUUGGUCCAUCCACAGCCUCCAUAUAAAGCUUGUUCCUACACACACGAACAGAUUGUAGAAAUGAUGGAAUUUCUAAUAGAAUAUGGGCCAGCACAGCUGUAUUGGGAACCAGCAGAGGUCUUUCUCAAGCUAUCCUGUGUGCCUCUCAUGCUCCUGCUCAUUUCAGUAGCGUGCAGCUGGAAGACCUACUAUGCUAGAAACGAUACGGUGCGUUAUGCUUUGGAUGUCCUGGCCAUCCUUACUGUGGUUCCAAAAAUCCAGUUACAGUUAGCAGAAUCAGUGGAUGUGCUGGAUGAGGCAGAAUCUACUGUUUCCACUGUGGGCAUCAGCAUCAUCCUUGGAGUUGCUGAAGGUGAAUUUUUCAUUCACGAUGCAGAGAUCCAGAAAUCAGCCCUUCAGAUCAUCAUUAACUGUGUGUGUGGCCCAGACAAUCGCAUCUCCAGCAUUGGCAAAUUCAUCUCUGGCACCCCUCGACGGAAGCUCCCACAAGCAGUCCGGAGCAGUGAGCACACCCUGGCCAAGAUGUGGGAUGUGGUGCAGUCCAACAAUGGCAUCAAAGUGCUGUUAUCGCUGCUGUCUGUAAAAAUGCCCAUCACGGAUGCAGACCAGAUCCGAGCCUUGGCCUGCAAAGCCUUGGUUGGGUUGUCGCGUAGCAGUACAGUUCGGCAAAUCAUCAGCAAACUGCCCCUCUUCAGCAGCUGCCAGAUCCAGCAGCUGAUGAAGGAACCUGUGCUUCAGGACAAGCGCAGUGAGCAUGUGAAAUUCUGCAAGUAUGCGGCUGAGCUGAUUGAGCGUGUCUCAGGAAAACCUUUGCUGAUGGGCACAGACGUCUCUCUGGCACGGCUGCAGAAAGCGGAUGUGGUGGCUCAGUCAAGGAUUUCGUUUCCCGAGAAGGAGCUGCUCCUCCUGAUCAGGAACCAUCUUAUCUCAAAAGGGCUAGGAGAAACAGCCACCAUCCUAACGAAGGAGGCAGAUCUGCCCAUGACAGCAGCAUCUCAUUCCUCUGCCUUCACUCCUCUUGCUGCCACUGCCUCUCCUGUGUCUCUGCCUCGUACCCCUCGUAUAGCAAACGGCAUUUCAGCCCGGUUGACUAGCCAUCCUUCUGUAGGCCCCAGUGCUGCUUCUGUCCAUGCCCAGCCCAAACAGACUGCCUCCCAGAGCUCACUUGCACUCCCAGGCCCGUCUCAGGCCAGCAGCUCGCCUGUGAUUGGCAGGAUUAGCUUCAUCCGAGAGAGGCCAUCUCCCUGCAAUGGCAGGAAAAUCAGAGUGCUGCGGCAAAAAUCAGACCAUGGCGCCUACAGCCAGAGCCCAGCUAUCAAAAAACAGCUGGACCGGCACCUCCCUUCCCCUCCCACGCUGGACAGUAUAAUCACAGAAUACCUUAGGGAGCAGCAUGCUCGCUGCAAAAACCCUGUGGCCACUUGCCCCCCUUUCUCUCUUUUUACACCCCACCAGUGUCCUGAACCAAAACAGAGGCGCCAAGCGCCAACUAACUUUACCUCGCGGCUGACCCGCAGGGCAGCUUUUCCAAAGUAUGGCGGGGUGGAUGGUGGAUGCUUUGAUAGACACCUUAUAUUCAGCAGGUUCCGUCCAAUUUCUGUGUUCCGGGAAGCAAAUGAAGAUGAAAGUGGUUUUACAUGUUGUGCGUUCUCUGCACGAGAACGAUUCCUGAUGCUCGGCACCUGCACAGGACAGCUGAAACUCUACAAUGUUUUCAGUGGGCAGGAGGAGGCCAGCUAUGAUUGCCACAACUCUGCCAUCACACACCUUGAGACAUCCAGGGAUGGUUCCUUAUUAUUGACAUCUGCGACAUGGAGUCAGCCUCUCUCUGCAUUGUGGAGGAUGAAGUCUGUCUUUGAAAUCAAGCAUUCCUUCACAGAUGACCACUAUGUGGAGUUCAGCAAGCACUCUCAGGACAGGGUCAUUGGCACAAAGGGAGACAUAGCCCAUAUCUAUGAUAUUCAGACUGGCAACAAGCUUUUGACUCUGUUUAACCCAGACCUUGCCAACAACUACAAGAAGAACUGUGCCACCUUUAACCCUACAGAUGACCUUGUCUUAAACGAUGGUGUCCUUUGGGAUGUCCGCUCUGCACAGGCUAUACACAAGUUUGACAAAUUCAACAUGACCAUCAGUGGCGUGUUUCAUCCAAAUGGGCUGGAAGUCAUAGUCAACACUGAAAUUUGGGACCUGCGGACUUUCCACUUGCUACACACAGUGCCAGCCUUGGACCAGUGCCGUGUAGUUUUCAACCAUACUGGAACAGUUAUGUAUGGAGCUAUGUUACAGGCUGAUGAUGAAGAUGACCUGCUAGAGGAGAGGAUGCGGAGCCCCUUUGGGUCGUCUUUUAGAACAUUCAACGCAACAGACUACAAACCAAUUGCCACUAUUGAUGUGAAAAGGAACAUCUUUGACCUGUGUACGGACUCAAAAGAUUAUUAUUUGGCAGUUAUAGAGAACCAAGGAAGCAUGGAUUCCAUGAACAUGGAUACAGUUUGCAGGCUCUAUGAAGUGGGCAGGCAGCGCCUGGCAGAAGACGAGGAGGAUGAGGAGGAAGACCAGGAGGAGGAGGAACAGGAAGAAGAUGACGACGACGACGACGAUGACACGGAUGACCUUGAUGAGCUAGACACAGACCAGCUGCUUGAAGCCGAUCUAGAGGAAGAGGAGAACAAUGAGAAUGCGGGUGAAGAUGGAGAAAAUGACUUCUCUCCUGAUGAUGAUGAGGAAUUGACCAACCUGCUUGAAGAAGGGGAUGAAGGAGAAGAUGAAGACUCUGAUGCAGAUGAGGAAGUUGAGCUGAUCCUUGGUGAUACUGACAGCUCAGGCAAUUCGGAUUUGGAAGAUGACAUAAUCUUGUCUCUGAAUGAGUGAGGAGUGGCCACCCCACAGGAUGUUGGCAGCAGGAAAGCUCCCUUCUCAGAAGCCAGGAGACCAAAUCGGGAAGUGAUACUGAGCAUCCUCUCAGAUCUAAAUCUUGGGAGAACAUCUAAAGAACUCCAGCCCUUCAGAUCUUGCAGUGGACAGAUGCAGGCUCCUGGCAUGCCCAGAGCCUUCCUACAAAGAGACCAGGGGUUUGGCCUUUAUUUUCUCUGCCUUUUUAUUUUGGUUUUUAGGCUGAGACAUGAUUCUCCUUGCCAUGGAGACUUCUGAAGAUAUUUCACAAUAUAUUUUCUUUGUAUAAAGUUCUUUCCUAAAGAACAGAAAUAGUUUUAUAUGAAACAAACAAAAAAAGACAAAAAACAAAACAAAAAAAACCAUACAAACCAAACCAACCACGCAGGUAUUAUAUAAGAGGGAAUGAACAUGUACCCUUCUAAUACUUCAUCACCAUGAUUAAUUUCUGGGGGAGAGAAAAAAAUUAAAGGGCAUUUUUACUGAGAAAAACAGGAAAAAAAUUAAGUGAAUCAUGGUUUGUAAAACUGGAUGAGUGAUAUUUUUAUUUCAAAUAUAAUUUUUUAAUGGAGGUGUUCACACCUGCUAUGUUCAUUUGUUUUUGUCAAAUGCCUUUUGUCCUUUCACAAAAGUUCUACGAGUGUUCCUGCUGUAGUAGCCAUGGUGAAAGACUUGAGAGGCAGGGUCUGUCCUGUUCAGAGCCUGCUGUUGCUGGAGAUGAAGGACUUGCGUCUAAAAGCUCCUCCUUACCCCAUCCUAUCCAACCCACCCUUUUUUGUGAGGGAAAUUUUAAAUCUUUGUUUCCUUCCUUUCUGCCCCUGCUGUGUGGAAACUACAAACUGAAGGCCUUUUUCUUUAAUGUAAAUUGUAUUUAUUAAAAAAUAAACAAAAUUCAAAUCCUGUCUGUUCAUA